UCGCCUCCCAAUGAAACUUCGAAACAUCGCAUUGUCAAUACAAUGGAAUGAUAUUUAUAGCUCAACAUGUAUCUUCAGAGCAUAGACGUUCAGGACUCGUCCUACCACCAACACAUCCUUUCUUGAAAUUCAUCAAAAAAUACCACUACAAAAAUGAUGAAAAUUACGCUGUUCGCUCUGGCCGCCCUUGCGGUAGCCUGCGCUCAGGAGACGGCGGAACCCGCGGCCGCAGCAGCCCCCGCUGCCCCAGCAGCCCCCGCUGCAGCAGCAGGCCCCGCUGUAGAGAUUGUCAAGCAAGUCGAGGAUGUUGAUGUUGACAAAUACAACUUUGAGUUUGAGACUAGCGAUGGAACUUCACGACAGGAGACUGGCGAGUACAAGAACGACACAGAACAGCAGGGUCUGGUCGUGAGGGGAAGCUACAAGUACGUCGCUCCCGACGGCCAGCACAUCGCCGUCACCUACCUCGCUGACAAGAACGGCUACCAGCCCUCUGAAAAUGCUGCUGACGAGGCCAACGCUCCCGCCGCUGCCGCUCCCCAAGCCUAAACUCCCACCAAAGCUGACGCAAGCCCAACAAAAUAUUCGCUGACACCAAAUAUUAAUGUUUGAAAGGGAUGUUUGGUCCCCAUAUAUCUUAACACUGCCAAAUAAAGUUGCAACUACCUACCAAAGGGUGAAAA
Spodoptera frugiperda (fall armyworm) is the source of this 683-nucleotide messenger RNA. RefSeq names its product endocuticle structural glycoprotein ABD-5-like (gene CPR24). Gene Ontology annotation, molecular function: structural constituent of chitin-based larval cuticle. The coding region runs from base 154 to 549 and encodes 131 amino acids. The record is from RefSeq and is a predicted model, not a curated record. Lineage: Eukaryota; Metazoa; Arthropoda; Insecta; Lepidoptera; Noctuidae. Gene Ontology annotation, cellular component: chitin-based extracellular matrix. The transcript has 3 exons.